This is a messenger RNA of Alternaria incomplexa, 543 nucleotides long. RefSeq lists its product as uncharacterized. Lineage: Eukaryota; Fungi; Ascomycota; Dothideomycetes; Pleosporales; Pleosporaceae. The coding region runs from base 1 to 543 and encodes 180 amino acids. The transcript has 2 exons. Gene Ontology annotation, cellular component: mitochondrion; mitochondrial inner membrane. Gene Ontology annotation, biological process: mitochondrial respiratory chain complex IV assembly. The record is from RefSeq and is a predicted model, not a curated record.
AUGGCCGACGAUACGCGGAAUACCGUCGAUUUGAAUGCGCUGCCGCCAAAGCCCCGCGCGCCGGCAAACACUAUGCCCGGAGGCACAGCGCAUACAGCAGGCGGAGAAAAGACAUCAGAUGGCGGCCCUACAUAUAUCGACGCAGUACGAAGUCUUGGGCCGGAGUACUACUUGAACUUUCACAAACGCCCUUGCGUACGAGACAGUCAAUUGCAAGGACUAGCAGCUGGCUUUGCAGGAGGAAGUUUGGCCGCUAUAAUAGGGAAGCCCGUCAUCACAUCCUCCAACUGGGCCGUAGCAACCUGGUGUGGCGUCUCCGUCGUGUCCUACCAAGUAUGCCAGUACUACCGAUCCAAGGAAAAGGCCGGCAUAAAACAAGCACAAGAGCUCAUGGAGAAGAAGCGUGCGAGUAUUGAGGCAAAGAAGGAGGCUCGGCGGAGGGCGAGGGAAGAGCAAGAUCGACUGGAAAUGGAGCGGAAGGCAGAAGACGAGAGGAGAAAGAGCUGGAGUUAUUGGUACCAGAAGAACGUCAAGUUCUGGUAG